AUGGUUACUACUGAAAGAUCAAAUAUCACAAGCAUAACAUCAAAGAUUAUAAAUGAUGACACAGAAGUUGAGUUGAGAAACACAAACAAUCUACAAUCGACUGGACUGGAGUUGUAUGCAGUAUCAACUGCUGGAGGACAGUCUAUUGAAAGUCAGUACAGUGUCAUUAGGAAAGGUGAUAUAAUGGAAUAUGAAAAAGUACCUCCACCAAUACCUCCUCAUUAUAAUUACAAUGAAAUAAAUGAUGAAGAGAAUGGACAAAGCCCCAUCUACUCUACAGUCAAUGCAAAUCAAGUUGAAUCAGCUAAUAAGGUCCUGCUUUAUGCUGAUGUAAUGAUAGUCCCUAAGGACAGUAGACCACAGUGUCCACCCACUAGUGUUCAACCAGUAACAUAUGCAGUAAUAUAACAUUGAAAUUUCUUGCUGGUUCCAGGUUACAUUAUUUGCUGUAACAUAAACUUUUUUGUAAUAAUGUAUUUUUAAAUAUUUUUAAACUUUUUGUGUAGCAUGUCUGAGUGUGCAUUAACAUCCAUUAAACCAUUAAUUCUUUGAUAUAUAUCACUAUGAUAACAAUCAGUCCACACUAUACAUUA
Amphimedon queenslandica is the source of this 593-nucleotide messenger RNA. RefSeq lists its product as uncharacterized. Lineage: Eukaryota; Metazoa; Porifera; Demospongiae; Haplosclerida; Niphatidae. The transcript has 7 exons. The record is from RefSeq and is a predicted model, not a curated record. Bases 1 to 408 code for a protein of 135 amino acids.